AGAAGUUCUCAUGUUCUUGCUUAUUAAAACCAUAGACCUGAGUUUUGAACUGCACAUAACGGAUAUUUGGUAUUCUUGUUGACAUGCAUCUUCACACCAAGUAACUGAAUUGCCAAGCAUCAUCCAACAAAGCAAACAUGCCAUGUCCAUCCCAUGAUAUGGUCGACGCUUCCAAGUCAGGAGAAUCGAUGGCAGGCAUUCAACAACAUCCAAAGAGCUGUCACGCUGCAAGCAAUGGGAAAGGUGACAUUUUACGAGUAACACCGGGAGGAUAUCAAGACUUAAAAUGCAGUGUGCCAUCAAGACAAACUCUGUUUGGCAGAUUGGAACAUUGUCUGCACAAAGUGGCCAUUAGUAGAAUAGCACUCUUGCCUACCGUACAUGCUUCUUCAGUACAGAGUGUGGACAAUACCAAAGAUGGGGUCGGACACAGUUCUUUGGCGGAAGGUGAUGCAGAUAGUUCUGUCACCAUGGUAACAGAAGAUGCAGAUCCCGGUAGUGGAUGGCUCAGACUGAAGGAGGCAUACUUUGUCAAUAACGAGGAUGGCUUGUCUCGUGAACUAUAUGAAGUGAUCAUGAUGUUUCUUCUAGGUGGUAUGUUGGGGUUUGCAUAUGGUGGCUUUCCAGCUUCAAGGUUUGCCAGGCAGAGAUACAUCCAGAACAGUCAAGCAUCCUUGUACAGCAGCAAGUUAGAAGCUACAGGAUCCUCUUAUAAUGCUGCAUCCCGUGGGAUGAUCCGCUAUGGAUACAGAUGGGGAUGGAGAACGGCUGUCUUGGCUGGAAGCUAUCAUGGUAUAAGCAUGUCACUUGCUGUGUACAGGAACAAGCAGGAUAUGAUAUCUUACACCGUUGCAGGAGUGAGCACAGGAGCUCUGUACAGAAUAAGUCUUGGUCUGCGAGGUAUGAUUGGUGGUGCAUUUGUAGGUGGUUUGCUUGGGAUUCCAUGUGGCGCCCUUUUACUUGGAUUUCAGCAUGUGAUGGGGGAGACAUUCAUAGAAAAACAUAGAAGGAUGAGAGCAGAACUACAGGCUGAGAGGUUGCAAGAACGUUCUCUUCGGAUGUCAGUCACUCCUCAAAUGAUAGAAAUGAUGGAAGAAUCUAUUCAGAGAAGUGAGCAACUCUUACGAGAGAAGAAGCAAGUAGAGCAAACGUCAUCAACAUCUGUUCCAUCUUCAUAGCAUAUAAUUCAUGUACAUAGUAUGGACUUUGAAAUUGAAAGCAUUUUCGUCUGAUAGAUAAUUCAUGCCUUCUCCAGUGCUGUUUGUGCCAUGAAUUUCAUUAAAUUUUGGAUUGAAAUAGAACAGUUUCAAUCUUUGUCUUUCUUGUUUUCAAUCAGCAAGGAUAAAAGGAAAAAUAUUUGAAAAGGGUUAUCUAGUACAAAAAGACACGAUAUCAAAAUAUGUACUUCUGUCAUACCACGUUACAGAUUCUGAUUCAGUGUAAAGGCAUUCUGUUGUGAAGAAAACAUGGUCUUGUUUGACAGAACAAAGUAGGAAUAAACUCAUGGCGUAUUAAGCCGAUACCAGACAAGUACAUGUACAUAUGAAAAUAAAUCAUCUAUUUGCAAUUGUUGUGGUACAUUGUGAGAGAAAGGAGUGAAUAAAUAAAUGAAGAUGGACAACAAUUCACUAUCUGUGCUUUAUUCAUGCUUAAUAAUAAUUAAAAGCAACGUUCUACAAAAUUCUGUAAAUUCUAUAAAAUUUAUUUUACAUCUUUUCUUGAAUAAGAAAACGAUUAAAUCAGUAGUUUUAUUAACCUGAUAUCCCAUACUAUCCCAAGGCAAUCUUGGUAUUACACAUUUACAUUGCUUAUAACUUCAUCUCACACGUUAAACAAGUAUACCACAUGGGGUCUUACUCCGUUCAGUAACAAGUAUUUUAAGGAUUGAGGCUGGGUAUUAAAGGUAAAGACCAGUUUUGGAAACG
Messenger RNA from Strongylocentrotus purpuratus (purple sea urchin), 1925 nucleotides. Its product is annotated as complex I assembly factor TIMMDC1, mitochondrial. The transcript has 8 exons. Gene Ontology annotation, cellular component: mitochondrion. NCBI's taxonomy places the organism in Eukaryota, Metazoa, Echinodermata, Echinoidea, Camarodonta, Strongylocentrotidae. The coding region runs from base 138 to 1178 and encodes 346 amino acids. The record is from RefSeq and is a predicted model, not a curated record.